Messenger RNA from Didymosphaeria variabile, 543 nucleotides. RefSeq lists its product as uncharacterized. Gene Ontology annotation, molecular function: succinate dehydrogenase activity; electron transfer activity. The transcript has 2 exons. NCBI's taxonomy places the organism in Eukaryota, Fungi, Ascomycota, Dothideomycetes, Pleosporales, Didymosphaeriaceae. The coding region runs from base 1 to 543 and encodes 180 amino acids. Gene Ontology annotation, biological process: mitochondrial electron transport, succinate to ubiquinone; tricarboxylic acid cycle. Gene Ontology annotation, cellular component: membrane. The record is from RefSeq and is a predicted model, not a curated record.
AUGGCUUCCCAGCGAGUGUUACAGCUUGGCCUGCGACGGGCGGCCGCCCCCAGCUUCAGAUUCCAGCCUGCCGGGCGCAUGGUCCAGCGGAGACUCGCAAACACCCAGACUACUGGAAAGGUCAGCCAAGAGACUGGGGAGGAAAUCCUCGCGAAGCAGCGCCUCCAGCGUCCCGUCUCCCCGCACAUGGCCAUCUACCGACCGCAGAUCACCUGGUACGCCUCCGGUCUCAACCGUAUUACUGCCGUCAUCAUUGGUGGUGGUCUCUACCUCUUCGGCUUCGCAUACCUCGCUGCUCCUACGCUCGGAUGGCACCUCGAGAGUCAGUCCCUAGUCGCUGCGGUCGCCGCAUGGCCGUUGUGGGCUAAGGCCUCCGCAAAGUUCGCCAUUGCGAUGCCUUUCUUCUUCCACAGCGUAAAUGGUCUGAGGCAUUUGGCUUGGGACUUCGGUGUUGGCCUGAAGAACACUACGGUUGCACGAACCGGCUGGACCGCUGUGGCCGCUACAUUUGCCUUGUCGGCCUACUACGCUUUCUUUCAUUAG